AUGGAACCGAAAAAAAUCGCCGCGUGCACUCUAUUGUGGUUUUUCGCAUACCCCGUAAGAGAGAGAUUGUUAAAUUAAUUUUUUUUUUUUUCACUUUUUUUUGUCAUUAUUCUACGACCGUAUUUAUGCACUUAAUUUGCUUCGUUUGUUUUGUUUUUGUUUUUUUUUUUUUUUUAACGCUCCUUUAAUUUCCCGCAGGGAGUUUACGGUACGGACGAAAUCGAUAAAACCGACGACAUUUUGGAUCCCGUCGCGGACGCACAGUCUACCGCGGUAAAUUUUUACACGAUUUAAUAUUGCAACUAUAUCAUAAUAUCGUAUCAAAUUAUAAAACGUAAUGUCAAACGCACACCGGACAACUUCCGGGAAGGUUAGAUAGAAACGUCUUUCCGAGACCCUCCGACCGUCGUAGGAAGUUCCUGUUUCGGCCAUCGAUCGUCCGGGAAUGUGCGAAAGCAGUCCAUAUGUAAAUUACCCUGAAUUUUAGUGGUAGCCGUUUUGUUGUAAAUGUUUCAAGAUCGAAUUUUGACGAAAACCGUCUGUAUCAAAACACGUACAUCCGAACUUCGCUCAGAAUACGUAUCCCGUUAGCAUUCGGGUUUAUCGUUGCAUAUACCGAAGUAUAUGAACUAAAUUACCACCUGCCAAUGUACGAAUCACGUACAUUGGCCUAACAUUAUUUUACAUUGGAUAUAAAAUAAAUACAACUUUAUGUAUCCCACCAUCCUGACUACCCGCCUAUUUUGUAGAUUGAUUUUUGUUAAUAUCGGGAUUACCUUGACUGCGACAAGGGAAAUAAAUCACGUUUUUCGUUCGCAAUCAUUUAUCGUUGCAUGUUUCAGUAUGUAAAAUAAAUCACCACCUGCUACAAAUCACGUACAUUGGCCUAACCGCGAACAGUAUCAGUUUUUAUAAAAUUGUAAUGAAUUAUCUGUUUAUUGUUUACGAUCAAAAUAAUGUAUAAAAUACUCUGAUAAUAUAAUAUUGUAUAUUAGCUUGUACAUUUUAGAUGCGUUUUUUGUACGAUUUAUUUUCAACAAUGUGAAAAUUGACCGAGACGUACGGACAUAAUAUUUUUUUUUUUUACAUUUGUAUUUAUUUAGACAAACGCGGACGAUAAAAUUGGCCUCAACGUUGAAAUGACCGAAAAACCUUUGCCGAUUUCAAUUCUUGUGAGUACUUCUUGAAUAAUUAUUUCAAAUUUAAAAUUAUUGUAAUAUAACAUUUAGAUGACGCUGAACUGUUUCAAAAAAAAAAAAAAAAAAAACACACAAAUUAUUCAAAUAGUUUUUUUACUGGCUGUAAAAAAUCCAGCCUAACAUAAAAUAAUACGGUGUAUAGAAAUCGUACCAAAUAAAAUUAUUAUUAUUUUAAGAACGUACAACUAACAGGCGUGUUAUGCACUAUAACGCUGAAUUUUACCACGAACCAGCAAUUUUCUCAGAGGAUUUUAAACGGAUUUGAUUUAUGUUUUUUUCGAUCGUUAUGGAAUCGUCUGAGCUUUUAUUUUUAAACCGUUUUUAAUUUUUUUACCCCCACUCUAAGCACCUUCGAUAAGUAUGUACAGAGUUGAGCAUUGUUUAAGCACAAAUUUAUUUAGAUAAUUAUGUUUAAAUAAUAUAGUAUUCGGAUGAAUUUUUCAUAAUUAUUCGAAUGAUUUUCAUAAUAUUGUGCUCUAUACGAAAAUAAUGCUGGAGGCCAAAGAAGAUAUAUUUUAUAGUACAAAGCCAACUAUUGUUUUUAAUAUUUACGUAUUUUAAAUUACCAAACAACAUUUAAACAAAUAAAAUAAACGACAAUUAUUCCAGUAGUAAUGUUUGAAAACUAAUCGAAUAAAAAAUAAGUAGAAUAAUUGUAAAAAAAUCAUUCGAAUAAUUAUUUAAAGUAUAAUAUGGAGUACGGGUGGAAAAUUAAAAAUAGUUUUAAAAUAAAUCUCAAAAGAUUCCUACAUGAUGGAUUGAAAACAACAGAAAUAAAAUUCACUUGAAAUCCUACGGGACAAUCGCUGGUUCGUGAUAAAAUGAUCACUCUGUAUUAUAUAUUUGGUAUUUAGUCCACGCGGCUGUUUUAUCAAAUUAAUAUGUUGAUAUUUUCAUUGCGUGUACAUAGGAAAACAAUUAUAAAGAAAAAAUUGAAGCCGUGUCCAGCGAUUGCCUAUCCAAAACGCUAUGUCCAAUAUCCGUAAGUAUUAUACCUAACGUUAAAACGAUAAAAUCGCAAUAGGGACAAAACUACGUGUCUGCUAUGUUAACCCGGAAAUUAUGGGGACAUAAAAGUACUGUAUUGUUAUUACUGUACCAAAAUAAAACAAAUAUUCGGAUAUGACGUUUUACGUGUUUUCACUACAUACUUACCCGCCCACUCAGUGGGUACAGCGAACAGGUUUUUUUGGUUUUUUUUUUUCAUUUCAUCCUUGUUACUAUGGUAAAUCAAAAUUCAAAAACAGACCGAUUGAGAUUCGUUUAUCACGAACUAACAAUAAGUUUCAGUGAAAUUUAUUUUGGAAUUUUUUCUUGAAAUGUCAUUAACGAAAUUUCAUAAUUUGUUUCCAAACUUUUAUAAUAUUCUAAAACCGAUAUUAUAGUGUAAGGUAUUUUAUAAAAACUGAUCGAAUCGCCAUCACAAUUUUACCAUAAAACCCAUUUCGCCGUUUGUUUUAUCGACCAAAGGACGCUGUUAAUAAAAAAAAAAAAAAACAAACCAAUUUAAUAAUGUUAAAAUAAUCAUUUAUCUGCGGUUUCUGAUUCAGACAAUUCAGUCGCAUAGUUAAUUGAAUCUCGUCACUGUAUUCAACGUUCACAUCAGAACUAUUUUCUUUCGAAUGAGUAAGGAUUUAACUUUUUUGAGAAGUGUUGAAAUGUAGACAUUUUCUUCAACAUUUCAGAUCCGCAUACGUAAGAUUUAAAUUUCGCUUUCCAGAGGUGGAUGAACGUAUUAAAAUAAAAUCGCAAUUAAUCGUACGGCAAGAGUGACGACACGCCAAGUUGAUAUGAUUAAAAUUAUGAGAAAUUGUACCGCUACAUUAGCUGCGUUUUGCACUUUUUUUUAGUGACGCAGUUAGGUUAGGUAAAAUGCACAAAAUCCAACGAGACCAUAAUCGUUGAAACACUAUAUCACGUGUAUCCAGUAUCGAUAUUGUCGUCGAGAAUUACCUCGGUAUAAUUGUUAAUGGAGUUGAUUGACGAUUUUAUGGAAAAUAGUUUUUCAAAUCAUAAUUCCGUAAAUAAAUAUGGGGUUGAACCAUUUAGGCGCCGAAAUUCAAUUUUUUAAUCGUUUAUUUAACGUAAAUGCACAAUCUGUACAAGUGAGUGCAAUGAGUAAAUGAGUGGAAUGCAAAAUGAGGCGGUGAAAAGAAAACGACGAAUAGGAAUUAUGCAGCGUUAGAAACGGCUAAAUUUAAUUUCAUAGUUAGUAUUUGGCGUCUGCUCCUGGAAAAAAAAAUCAUUUAUUAAAUGAUACGAUAUGCGGUUUUGGCAAGGACGAUGUUAUAACGGCCGGUAUACAUUUAAUUUUGUGUACAAUUGCAUAGGGUUUAGUCGUCCCCAACGAACUGUCGUCCGUUGUCGGGUCAUACGACCAAUUGAUCGGUCUACUGCAUUCGCCCAAACUCUUGGCCACCCUUUCGACAGCCCAAAUCCACUCCAUCAUAUCCGUGCUGACGUCGUCGCCGGGUCUAUUGACCGUUCUGCCCGUGUCGGCCCUCGUAAACGUGCUGUCCGCACUGUGUUCAUCGCGGGAAAUUUUGGCCGCGCUGCCCAAGCACAGGCUGUACGCGCUGUUGAUGGUUUUCACCGUCAGACCGAAUUUGCUGAGCUCCCUGCCCACGGCUCUUCUGGUACAGUUAGCGGCCGGUCUGCUGUCGCUGUCGCCAGGCGUGCUAUACGACGUGCCCGCUUCCGUGCUGGAAAAGUUCUUGGGCUCGGCGUGCACGCCGGACGUGCUCGGCUCGCUCACCGUGCCCCAGCUCGUCAAUCUUCUGACGCUGCUGUCCCUGUCCGUCCCCCUGGUCAAAGGCUUGCCGGUCGUCGCCUUUGUCGCGCUCGUCGAUUUCCUGGGCUUGAAACCCACCGUGCUCGGCGUGUUGCCGCCGACCACGCUUUUCGCUCUCCUCCGCGGGCUUUUCGAAACCGUUUCCGAGUCGUCGCUGUACUUGCUGAACGGUUCGACGGUCGCCGCGGUCGUCAAACUGUUCGCCGUGCUGCUCACGCCCCAAAUCCUGAACGUCCUGCCCCUGAAAACGUUCGACACCCUGCUCGCCAUAUUUUGGUCUUCGCCGUCCCUGUUGGCCGCCCUGCCCACAGCGAACGUCGUAUCGUUGCUGUCGGCCGUAGCGUCUUCGCCCAACAUAUUGGUGGCCGUGAACGCGUGCUAUCUGCAGAGUCUGCUGGUCACGAUAGCGUCGGAUCCGAUUUUGCUCAAGGCCGUGCCGAGGCGACUGAUCGUCGAGCUGAUCAACGCUAUGGUCACGUAUUUACCGAAAUGCGUCCGUUCCAUACCGAAACCGACACUGUGCACAUUGUUAGGCACGGAUGUGUAG
Messenger RNA from Cinara cedri, 4537 nucleotides. Lineage: Eukaryota; Metazoa; Arthropoda; Insecta; Hemiptera; Aphididae. The record is from the annotation of a GenBank genome assembly.